This is a messenger RNA of Pseudovirgaria hyperparasitica, 513 nucleotides long. RefSeq lists its product as uncharacterized. The coding region runs from base 43 to 378 and encodes 111 amino acids. The record is from RefSeq and is a predicted model, not a curated record. The transcript has a single exon. Lineage: Eukaryota; Fungi; Ascomycota; Dothideomycetes; Acrospermales; Acrospermaceae.
AAUCCCACGACAAGAAUCCCGAUCAUCACACUCCCAUUCCACAUGAGCGCACUCUAUCCCGCACCUAUCUCAAUACCUAGUCCCACAAUCCCAAUUCCCCCCUUCUCCCCAACCUCCCAGACCCAAAUACCAAAAUACCAACUCAGACCUCUCCCGCACACUCGCCCACGGCAACCACACACCAUCUCCCCAACUUCCCAAGCGCUACGGCCCCCAGCCCAUCGCCUACCUACCUACCAUGCCCUACCACUGACCAUGUCCAUCGUACCAUGGUCCCCCAAACUCCCUAGUCCAACUCAAGUCCAUUCUUGCGAACCAUGGGUGUGCUGGCAUCGCGUAGGGCGGCAGCCUUACCGCGACUGUAGACCGAAGGGCUAACUAAGAACUUGGAUGCCUUGCUCUCGGCCGCGGAGGCUGGUGAGGUGGAGGUGAUGUCGAAUGUCGGCCUUGUAGAGGUGAGAUCUUAGAGUGGUUGAGAGGGGGGUAUGUGCGUGUGUGUGAGGCAUGUGGAAU